AUGAUUUUUCGGAACCGAGAGGGUGGAUACGAGUGUAGACCCUUACCCGGAAUUGGCGGUACAUUCGAUAACACAGCAACCGCAUUUUUCGAGGCGUGGGCCGAUAGCAUUGAGUUAAUAAGAUCAUGGACCAUGGUAGAUGAAAACAGCUUCGAUAUAACGGGAAUCAUCGACUCGGAAGGCGCAUUUACGGCUCUCUACGAACUUAUUUCGUUCCCCAGCUUCCUCGCUGCCAUACCUGCCUCUUUCGACUUACCUGGGAAAUACGACCAAGAUGGGUAG
This is a messenger RNA of Penicillium psychrosexuale, 282 nucleotides long. RefSeq lists its product as uncharacterized. The transcript has 2 exons. Bases 1 to 282 code for a protein of 93 amino acids. The record is from RefSeq and is a predicted model, not a curated record. NCBI's taxonomy places the organism in Eukaryota, Fungi, Ascomycota, Eurotiomycetes, Eurotiales, Aspergillaceae.